Molecule: messenger RNA, 3047 nt
Organism: Pocillopora meandrina
Lineage: Eukaryota; Metazoa; Cnidaria; Anthozoa; Scleractinia; Pocilloporidae
Source: the annotation of a GenBank genome assembly
AUGAGCCUCGCCUUAUUUGUUGCCCUGUUCUUGCUCAACUCAGAUCGCAUUCAGAAAGCCAUUGAGAUAUGCAGCGAAUGUUUGAUUUUGCUAAAUGGCACCGAUCAAAACAGCAAAGACCAAUUUGAUUCAGCACUGCUACAAUUUUACAGCGACAUCUAUAGCGUUCUUUUCAGCGCUUAUCGUCAUAUCUCUGACUACAUAAGUGCGGAAAGAUACGGAAGGAAACUGUUUGACUUAUACAGAGGGUAUGGAAUUAUGCUUUAUAAACUUGGCGAGAGCCUAACAGCAAAGGAAUAUUUGGAGAGGGCCAUUGCCAUAACAACCAAAAUUGGCGACAGACAAGGGGAAGUAUCAUGUUAUGUAAACCUAGGUGCUGUGUUUACGUCGCUUGGCCAAUACGACAAGGCUGAAGAGCAUCUCCAAAAAGCGCUUGUCAUCACAACUGAAAUUGGCGACAGACAAGGGGAAGCAUCAUGUUAUGGAAACCUAGGUACUGUGUUUACGUCGCUUGGCCAAUACGACAAGGCUGAAGAGUAUCUCCAAAAAGCGCUUGGUAUCACAACUGAAAUUGGCGACAGAGGAGGGGAAGCAUCAUGUUAUGGAAACCUAGGUACUGUGUUUACGUCGCUUGGCCAAUACGACAAGGCUGAAGAGUAUCUCCAAAAAGCGCUUGUUAUCACAACUGAAAUUGGCGACAGACAAGGGGAAGCAUCAUGUUAUGGAAACCUAGGUACUGUGUUUAAGUCGCUUGGCCAAUACGACAAGGCUGAAGAGCAUCUCCAAAAAGCGCUUGUCAUCACAACUGAAAUUGGCGACAGAGAAGGGGAAGCAUCAUGUUAUGGAAACCUAAGUACUGUGUUUAACUCGCUUGGCCAAUACGACAAGGCUGAAGACUAUCUCCAAAAAGCACUUGUCAUCAGAACUGAAAUUGGCGACAGACAAGGGGAAGCAUCAUGUUAUGUAAACCUAGGUGCUGUGUUUACGUCGCUUGGCCAAUACGACAAGGCUGAAGAGCAUCUCCAAAAAGCGCUUGUCAUCACAACUGAAAUUGGCCACAGAGAAGGGGAAGCAUCAUGUUAUGGAAACCUAGGUACUGUGUUUACGUCGCUUGGCCAAUACGACAAGGCUGAAGACUAUCUCCAAAAAGCGCUUGUCAUCAGAACUGAAAUUGGCGACAGACAAGGGGAGGCAACUGACUAUGGAAACCUAGGUACUGUGUUUACGUCGCUUGGCCAAUACGACAAGGCUGAAGAGCAUCUCCAAAAAGCGCUUGUCAUCACAACUGAAAUUGGCCACAGACAAGGGGAGGCAACUGACUAUGGAGACCUAGGUACUGUGUUUACGUCGCUUGGCCAAUACGACAAGGCUGAAGAGUAUCUCCAAAAAGCGCUUGGUAUCACAACUGAAAUUGGCGACAGAGGAGGGGAAGCAUCAUGUUAUGGAAACCUAGGUACUGUGUUUAGGUCGCUUGGCCAAUACGACAAGGCUGAAGAGUAUCUCCAAAAAGCGCUUGUCAUCACAACUGAAAUUGGCGACAGAGGAGGGGAAGCAUCAUGUUAUGGAAACCUAGGUACUGUGUUUACGUCGCUUGGCCAAUACGACAAGGCUGAAGAGUAUCUCCAAAAAGCGCUUGUCAUCAGAACUGAAAUUGGCGACAGACGAGGGGAAGCAUCAUGUUAUGGAAACCUAGGUACUGUGUUUACGUCGCUUGGCCAAUACGACAAGGCUGAAGAGUAUCUCCAAAAAGCGCUUCUCAUCAAAACUGAAAUUGGCGACAGAGAAGGGGAGGCAACUGACUACGGAAACCUAGGUACUGUGUUUAAGUCGCUUGGCCAAUACGACAAGGCUGAAGAGUAUCUCCAAAAAGCGCUUGUCAUCAGAACUGAAAUUGGCGACAGAGGAGGGGAAGCAUCAUGUUAUGGAAACCUAGGUACUGUGUUUACGUCGCUUGGCCAAUACGACAAGGCUGAAGAGUAUCUCCAAAAAGCGCUUGUCAUCAGAACUGAAAUUGGCGACAGAGGAGGGGAAGCAUCAUGUUAUGGAAACCUAGGUACUGUGUUUAGGUCGCUUGGCCAAUACGACAAGGCUGAAGAGUAUCUCCAAAAAGCGCUUGUUAUCACAACUGAAAUUGGCGACAGAGGAGGGGAAGCAUCAUGUUAUGGAAACCUAGGUACUGUGUUUACGUCGCUUGGCCAAUACGACAAGGCUGAAGAGUAUCUCCAAAAAGCGCUUGUCAUCAGAACUGAAAUUGGCGACAGAGAAGGGAGGCAACUGACUACGGAAACCUUGGAAAUUUGUUUAGAACUGUUGGUGAUUUUGAAGCUUCGGAAGUAUGCUUGGAGAAAGCUUUAUUCAUAUCCAGAGAUAUUGGAGAUGGAAGAAGAGAGUUUGAAAUCCUCCGAGGUUACGCCGUUUUGUAUUUAUGUCAAGAUAAAAUCAAAGACUCUCUGUUGUGUCUUCACCUGUGCAUUGAAAAGUAUGAGGAGCUGAGAUAUUUCUUGGGCGCCAAUGAUCAGUUCAAAACAUCAUUUCUGGAGGACACAGGAAUAUUCCCCUACAAGCUGCUUUGUACUUUGCUUUGUGACACCGGAAAUGCUCGGGAUGCUCUUUAUGUUGAGGAGUUGGGUCGAGCUAGAGGCCUAUCAGACUUAAUGGCAGAGAAGUACUCGGUUGAAACGCACAUCUCUGCUAAUCGACAAUCUUGGUUUGGCAUUGAGGACAUUUUAAGAAAGAAAAGAAACUGUACUUGUCUGUACAUUUCUUAUUUUCAGAAUCGUCUGCAUUUGUGGAUCUUGAAAACAAGUGGAGUCCUUCACUAUAGAAGAGUAUCACCAGAAGAGAAUCUAGUUCAGGCUGGGUUACCCAAAGAUUUGUCUUUGAGUCAAUUUUUGGAUUAUAAUUUCCGGAGUCUUGGUAUUUUGCCCACUAAAGAUUGUGAAGAUCGGUCUUUAAAUACGAUUAAAUUGCAAUCUCUCUCCCCGCGCAAAAGAGCUCAGCAAGAUUGCGACUUUUGGACGAGGACGAGGACGAGGACGAGAAAGUGA